AUGUUGCUGAGAGCUGUGGGUAAAGGACUGGCCAAAGUGUUUUCAAAAUCAGCUGAAGUAUUAUUUUUGCAGUCUGUCAAGUGUGUUUCAAGUUUUUUACCCUCUCCAGCUGAUUUUCCCUCACUAGAGUCGCUACUUUACAAUGCAGGCUAUUACAAUCGUGUAACAUUUACCCUUUACAUACAAAUUAGCAGGAUUAGAUUAAAUAGUUCUAAACAUGAAUAUCAGAUAUUGGUUAAAACUGCCAAUGAAUCGCAUAAUAGUAGAUGUUUCCGCAACGAAUACAUGAAAAUGCCAGUUGAUAUGGCAUUUAAGCUAGUAGUUAAACCUUACUACGCUAAUUUGUGCAUUGAAAUUGUUGAGAGGAAGUUAAUUGUAGAUAAAGUAAUCGCAUCACUCAAUAUUGAUAUCGAUAACGACAUUAUAGGCAGAAGUUUUCCCAAGAACAAGAAAUACGAUCUUUUGAAUGGGGGAAAAUAUAUAGGUGACAUAACACUAUCAUUCCACCAUGUACCAUGUAUUGUUCAUUUGGAUAGUGAAUUGUGGCACAAAGCUGUUAUUAAAUUCGUAGAAUGCGAAAUGGAGGUUUCAGAUUUUUUAGAUGGGCCUGAUAGGGAGGAUAAAUUGGAAAUUAUGUCCACUUUGUUAAAGGGGCAAAUGUAUAUUCAGUCAGCCAGUGGUAUCGGAUGGAAGCGGGGUUAUUUUAAUGUCGUCAACAAUAAUGAUUAUUACACAUGGAAUAUAUAUGAAAGUGAAUUAUCGUGCAUAAAAUCAGGCAAACCCACAAUCGUUAUUCCUAUGCUGAUGAUAAAAUGUGUAACUAGAGAAAGUGAAAACACAUUCAAAAUAACCUACCUAAGUGGCGAAUGUGAGGAGGAGUUGACUUGCAAACAUGAAUUUGCAGAUACAUGGGUUGAAGCUAGCAAUUUUUAUAUACAAAUGUUAAGGCGCCACUUAGAACAUUUACCCAGCGAUAUAUUCAACAUAAGCACUGAAAGUUCCACUAAUAAGUGUAUCAGAAGCACAAUACAUAAUUCAGUGGAUCAGGAAAAUAAAUUGCCAGAGUGUAUUAAAGAGAUGUACACCUUUAUGAACUCCCCGCCCUAA
Messenger RNA from Babesia microti strain RI, 1107 nucleotides. RefSeq lists its product as hypothetical. NCBI's taxonomy places the organism in Eukaryota, Apicomplexa, Aconoidasida, Piroplasmida, Babesiidae. The transcript has 8 exons. Bases 1 to 1107 code for a protein of 368 amino acids. The record is from RefSeq and is a predicted model, not a curated record.